CUCGAAGUGAGAUCCCGCCCUCGUGGUCCGCCCUUCGCUUCCGCCGCCGGGCGGGGUGGGGGUGCGGCCGGGGAGGGUCCUCCAGGCCCACUGCGGGCCUCACUCCCGCCCCGGCUCCGGGCGGUGGCCUCUAUGGGGACGUUGGCCCCUGAGGCUGGACAAAGGCAGCACCACCAUGGCUCUCAGCGCGGACGGCUCCGGCGACAAGGGCUCGAGUGGCCAGGAUCUGGAAUCCCUCGACACCUACAUCCAGAACACCCUCUCUGCCCUCUACCCACCAUUUGAGGCCACGGCGGCCACCGUGCUCUGGCAGGUGUUCAGCGUGGCUGAGAGGCUCCACGGAGGGGAUGGGCUGCGCUGCCUCACUGACUUCCUCAUCCCGGCCAAGAGGGCCCUGCAGCACCUGCAGCAGGAAGCCUGUGCCAGGUACACAGGCCUCAUCUUCUUCCACGAAGGCUGGCCACUGUGCAUCCACGGGAAGGUGGUGGUGCAGUUGGCGUCCCUCCGCGGAGUCAGGCUCAGGCCUGGGGACUUCUACCUGCAGGUCACGUCGGUGGGGAAGCGGUCGGCCAGACUGGUCUUAAAAUGCCUCUCUCAGCUGGGGCGAGGCUCCGAGGAAGUCACUGUGCCUGAGGCCAUGUACGGCUCUGUCUUCACAGGAGAGUUCCUGGACCAGGUGAACAGGGAACGCAACAGCGUCCUCUUGAAAAACUGCUUGCUGACCUCAGGCUCCACUGUCUACCGCACCCCGUGGAGUAACGUCACAGUCCCCGUGUUUUUACCUGCCAGCGGAAGAGUACUGCCCAGCUGCUCCGCCCCUGGGCCCGAGCAGCCUCCCAGCAGCACCUUGGAGGCCCAGGCCCCAGCACCAGCCAUGGCCAGCCCUGGUCUGCCAGGGAGCACCUCUUCCGGAGACACUCCGACCCUGCCUCACUGUGCCGAGCAUCCUGGCAGUGACCAGCCCAGCCACAUUCCUUACCUGAGAAGAGCCAAGUGCGAAAGCCCCACGACCCUGCCCCGGAGCUCUGGCGACGGCCCAUGGGAGCCCCUGGAAUGUCCCAAAGGAUCGGGAGGGGGGCUGGACCCUGUGGACAAGGAGGAUGGCCCCCAGGCCCUUACCUCUCCCGAGGAUUCAGAUAGCCCAAGAGAGCAGCCACCUGAGGUCCCCGCUGGCAUGGAGACCAGACGCUGGUUCAGGAAGUCCUACAUGGAGGCCCUUCGGAACCCUAUGCCCCUGGGCUCUAGCUCUGAGGAGUCCCUCAUGGAUGAGGCCUCCAGCACCCAGAGCAAGAGGGCCGGGGCGGCAGCCAGCCCCACCCAGAAAGAAACCCCUGGCCCCCAGGGAGACUUCCAGGGCAUUGGGGGUCAAGAGAGCUGUCCGGGAACUGCUGGGAGGACCCUUACCAGGAGGUCCAGGUCCUUGGACAGGUCUCUCAAGGGUGUCCAAGGUGACAUCCUACAGGCCUCCCCUCACUCAGCCAAUGCUGGACCCGGAGGUGUCUUAGGAGGACAAGCCGUGGGGACCAGAAACUUGGGCUCCAGCCAGCCUUCUGUCUGCACCAAAGAGAAAGCCAGUGUCGACGCAGAUGGCCGCCGCUCCCAAGGACCCAGCCCCAGCAAGUUCCCAGCCAUGCGUGCUGAGCUGCUGUGCUCUGAGGGUGAAGGGCAGCCCCCCAGCACAGGAGACCUGCCCAACCAGGUGCCCAGGCAGGUGCUGGAGAUCGACUCAGAGCUGCUGCAGUCGGGGGCCGUCAGCCUCCCAGGGACCCGAGACCGCCAGGGGAGAGCAGUCGUGCAGGUCUGCACGAGGAGCCCACUCUGGUCCAGCCAACACACGUCCAGCACCCAGCUGACCCGCCUGCUGAAGUACCUCCAUGGCAUCCCCAGGAAGGAGGUGCGGGACCUGGGGCUGGUCAUACUGGUGGACGCACGCAGGAGUCCAGCUGCUCCUGCCCUCUCCCAGGCCCUGGCAGCUCUGCAGAACACAUCGCCCCCCAUAAUUCAUAGUAUUUUGCUCUUGGUGGAUAAAGAAUCAGCAUUCAGACCUGACAAGGCUGUAGCAAUUCAGUGUGAGGUGGUGGGCUCCCUGAAGGCCCUGCACAAGUUUGUCGACAGCUCCCAGCUGACCGCGGACCUCGAAGGCUCCUUCCCCUACAGCCACAGCGACUGGAUCUGCCUCCGCAGGAAGCUGGAGCCCUUUACCACAAACUGCCAGGACGCCAUUGCUUUCCUACAAAGUUUAAUUGGCUCCCUGAACACCCACAGGACCCUCAACACGGCACAGGCGGUCGCCGAGUCCAUCCGCAAGCACAAGGCCAUCAUGAAGCAAGUCCUGGAAGACGAGCUGCUGGUGGCCCUCCGCCUGGAGGGUGGCACUGUGCUGGCCCGGCUGAGGAGGGAAGAGCAUGGGGCUGGCGAAGACGGCCGAGACAGCAUUGAGGCUGCCUCCCGGCUGUACAACCAAGUGGACGAGGAGGUCCACAGGCUGGUCCUCACCUCCAACAGGUGUCUGCAGGAGCUGGAGAGUCUACGAGAACUGAGGACCCUUCAGGAGGAAGGCGACCAGAUCAGAUCUUGGUUUGAAAAAGAGCAAAAGAAGUUCCUGGGCCCUUUGGAGCUGCUCUGUGCUGAGAAGGUGAAGCCGCAGCAGCAGGAGCUGUGGGCCCGGUCUGCGGUGGGUGAGGUCCAGCCCUCGCUCGGAAACCCCGGAGUGGACGGGGCGACACUGCAUUGCUGUGAGUGUCCGAAGCGCCUAGGCCCGGAGCUGGUGGCCGAGCAUUUGAGGAGAGGUUGCCAGGAGGCCCUGGGGGAGCCUGCGAACAUGGCGGUGUUGGGCCUGGGUGGCCAGCAGGCCCUGAGGCAGUGGCACGCCUUGAGGCUACAGUGCCAGCAGGCCCACCUCCACUCCCACGAGGCCCUUUCUGAGUCUGCUGCAGACCCCAGUGCCCCACCUCUGGACCAGAGCCCCUUGCAGCUCGAGCUUGUCCAGGGGGCCGAGAUGAGGCACAGUGAGGCACCCUGGGUCCCCCUCACUGACCCCGAGGGCCGCACUGGGGAGUGGGCACGACUGGUGUCCAGCCUCCCUAGGCAAAUCGCUCCGUGUGGGCAGGAGGGUGAGCACCUGGACCCAGGUAUGCACACCCCAGACGACGGCUCCACUUGCUCCUUGGAGCCCACCCAGACCCCCAUCAUCCACCACAGGAAACAUCCUGUGAAGAAAAUUAUGAAGAAAACACUAAGCUUCGAGAUUCCACAGCUGGACAGUGGCCCCAGGGACUCCCAAUGGCCAGGCCACACUGGGGUCUUCAUCAAAGGCCUGGAGGUGACCAGCACCAUGGCCUCAGAGAAGAAGCCCUCACCGAGGCCGCAUGCGGAAAGCCCCCCAGUCGCUCUGAGCCGGAGCCUGUCUUCCCCCUCCAGGAUCCACCCCUGUGAGGAGGACCGGAGGAGACCAGCAGGAAGCCGCCGCCUGCAGCACAUAAUGGCCGAGAUGAUCUCCACGGAGAGGGAGUAUGUUAGGUCCUUAGGAUAUGUCGUCGACAACUAUUUUCCAGAGAUGGAAAGAGCGGACCUGCCGCAGGACCUGCGAGGGAAGCGCAGCGUCAUUUUCGGGAACCUGGAGCAGCUCCACAACUUCCACCGCCACCACUUCCUCACGGAGCUGGAGCGCUGCUGGCGCGGGCCGCUGGCUGUGGGGCGUUGUUUCCUGAAACACGAAGAACAGUUUGGCAUGUACGUGCUCUACAGCAAGAACAAGCCCCAGUCGGACGCCCUGCUCUGCAGCCAUGGCCACGCCUUCUUCAAGGACAAGCAGCGGGCGCUGGGUGACAAGAUGGACCUGGCCUCCUACCUGCUAAAGCCCGUGCAGCGCAUGGGCAAGUACGCACUGCUGCUCCAGGACCUGGUCAAGGAGGCCAGACGCUGCCCUGCCCGCGAGCAGGAGCUGGGCGAGCUGAAGGCCGCCGAGGACAUGCUCCGCUUCCAGCUGCGCCACGGCAACGACCUGCUGGCCAUGGACGCUGUCCGAGGCUGCAACGUGAAUUUGAAGGAGCAGGGGCAGCUGAGGUGCCGGGAUGAGUUCAUCGUCUGCUGUGGAAGAAAGAAGUAUCUGCGGCACGUCUUCCUUUUCGAUGACCUCCUUCUGUUUAGUAAGACCAGAAAGGUGGAGGGAGGCUACGACAUCUACACCUACAAGCAGUCCUUCAAGAUGGCUGAAAUCGGGAUGACGGAGACCGUCGGGGACAGCGGUGUGAAGUUUGAGAUCUGGUUCCGCAGGUGGCGGAAGUCCCAGGAGUCCUACAUUCUCCAGGCGAGCUCCCCAGAGGUCAAGGCCAUGUGGACUGACACGAUAGGAAAGAUCCUGUGGCAGCAGGCUCUGAGGAACAGAGAGCUCAGAACACAAGAAAUGGUGUCUGUAGGGCUAGGCAGCAAACCGCUCCUGGACAUCAAGCCCAGCAAUGCAGCCAUAAAUGGUCGGGCUGUCAAUCACAUCAUAAACGGAACAGAGUUGAGAACCCAAGCGUGCAUGGCAGUGCCCUCCCGUAAACCACGGCACCCCCUUCAAGAGGCCGCACUCCACCAUCUCCGACAGCAGCACCUCCUCCUCCAGCAGCCAUGUUCCUCUGCCACCCUGCACGUGCCACCGGCCAAGCCCACUGCCCCUGGCCGUACGACGUCCACACCUGCAUCGAGGAGGACGAGCUGGAGCAGGAGACAGGGAGCCAGACUCCGCUACGGACGGAGCACUCCGAGUCUUCCCAGUGUGCGUCGGGGGACAGCAGCCCUGGCCAACCCUGGCUCUCACAGCCCCUCCCCCCAGGACUGCUCUCUGAAGAAGGCCCCCAGGGAACCUCUCCCACCCUUCUCUGGAGGGACCCACAGCCCCAGCUCGACGGAGGCCAAUCCAUCACAAUCCUCUGAGAUCUGGACGAGAUGUGGCUCCUCCAGGGAGAGGGCAGAGGAACCUCCGCCCAGACCUGUGCGUGCAGACUGGGGUGAAACACUGAAGCUGUGGUCUCCUGACACCCGGCUCCCAGCCACAGGCUACUCAGGCCACUUGGUCUCACGCCCCUUGAGGCCUGAAGUCAUCCCCAUUAUUCCUCCCCGCCCUCCCCCACCCGGGCAUGGCCAGGCCUCCCUUUUGUCAUCCUUCCUCGUACAGCUCCUCCUCCACCUCCGUCCAGCAUGGACACCCUGUAUGGCGAGGCCUUUCCUACCAUGGUGGGAGCACACGGACCCCCGAUCCGUGCGGAGGCCCAGGCAUUCUCGGGUCUUAGAGCAGGGCGAGCCCUCUGGGACUGGGUUUCCCUACCUUGUGGGCAACUUGGGCCGUGGGUGAUGGUCCCCAUGGAAGUGCGUCCCAGACGCAGGGCAAGUAUAAUGGGAAUCUCAGUUCUCUUUCGUCUGUGGUAAGUCGUAUGUAGUCAUCGGAGCGGUACUGGAGCAAGGCUGAGGGGUCAUGACCUCCACCUGUGAGCCUGAGACAGGGCUACGCCCUGUUUCCCAGGUGGGUGCCAGGCUAGGGCUGGGGCAAGGGCACAUCAGUUUAGCCUGAAGCCCUGAGGAGCCAGUGCUGGGAGGUCCUGCCGGUGUGGACACGGCCAGAGAGGCCCACCCUCACCAGAUGACGGAGCCAGAAGCAGGGAGAGCCGGGGGGAUGCCAGACCUGCAGUGAGCUUCCCCCACGCCCCCUCCUCCGCCCGACCACGGCGACCACCGAGACCAGGAGCAGUAGUGGCAGGGGCCGCCUCUGUGAUUUGCCAGCUGUGUAAACUGUUUUGCUACUUUUUUUUAGUGCUGACUUGUCCCAAACUCUAGGAACAGAAAUAAAUGGGACAUGUUUCUACCAC
Messenger RNA from Phyllostomus discolor (pale spear-nosed bat), 5849 nucleotides. RefSeq names its product pleckstrin homology and RhoGEF domain containing G4B (gene PLEKHG4B). The record is from RefSeq and is a predicted model, not a curated record. Gene Ontology annotation, molecular function: guanyl-nucleotide exchange factor activity. NCBI's taxonomy places the organism in Eukaryota, Metazoa, Chordata, Mammalia, Chiroptera, Phyllostomidae.